Molecule: messenger RNA, 13268 nt
Organism: Podarcis lilfordi (Lilford's wall lizard)
Lineage: Eukaryota; Metazoa; Chordata; Lepidosauria; Squamata; Lacertidae
Source: the annotation of a GenBank genome assembly
CGUCCGUUGCGGAACAGAAGGGGGACCCCAAGUGCUCCUCUGCCCUGGGGUGAGCAGUCUCAGGGCCACGGCAGGGGAGAGAACCAGCCCCAGCUAUGCAAGAGAGUUCUCAGCAGAGAGCGGCUGCAGCAGGAGAAGUGAACCAGUCUCCAGGCUUGGCGGAAGCUGGCUCUUCCUUGGCACUGGCUUGUUUUGGGGACGAGGCAUUGGCAGACAAGCUCAGUUAGACCCUUAGAGCUGGUUGGGGAAGUCCCUUGCCCAGGUGAGUGAGUGGCGAGGGCGGAGUGGAGCGUGGCCGCCUGCCAGCUGGGAGAGGAGGGCGGGAGUAGCUGACGGCCACCACCACUGCUGAGUUCUCUCCCCAGUAGGGUUAAAAGGGUGCUGGAAGGAGCUCUAGACCAGACCGGCCAGAGGCAAAUGAUGUGCUUGUCGUCUGGGGAGCAGACAUUUGUCACCCCACCCCAAAAGGCCCCAACGGUCCUAUCCUGCUCUGGAUUGCUGCUGCUGCUGCUCUGUUGAAACCCUCCCCCCACAAAACGCAAGAGGAUGUAAGGCAGAAAAUACCACUUCUCCAAAAUCUGCUGCUCAGAACCAGGGGUCCCUGGCACUGCCCGUCCAGCGGGCGAGUUCCUGCCUGCCUUUUCCCCAGGCAGGAUAGUGUGUGCCGGUGCAUUUAUGGUGGCAGGGAGGAGAGGGUCACUGCUCAGAACCACUUCCCCCCCACCUGGUGCCGAUGGGAAUUCUGGGCCAGAACAUCUGAAGAGCACCAAGCUGGGGGAGGCAGAGUUAGAAAAGGUUGUCCUCCCAGAAGACAAGUUGUUGGUCAGAUAAAGGGUGCUCUGGCAGCCAGGCGCUAAAGGACAAUAGUUGGGCUGGACUCUAAGUGCAUCGGAGCCGACCCGCUCCCCAAGAAGAACUCCGUCUUGCAGACCCAGCCGGGCUUCAGGGUGCCACCAACACUCUUCUGCUCAGGCCCCGCACAGACCAAGGAGACUUGAGCCAGGCCUCUGGCCUGCCCUUCCGGUGCCCCCCCCCCAGGGCCUCAGUGGGGAGAGGGGCCUUGACCAGCACCUGCUGCCUGGGGGGAGGGGAGAAAUGGCACACACACCUGCACAGCACAGGCUCCUCCCCACCCUUUUGAAAGUAAAAGGGGCACCAGCUGCAAAGAGGCAGGGAACCAGUCAGGUAAGAUGAGGAGGCAGCUGGAGAAGAGCUGGUGAGGAAAGGGCCGGCCCAACUGUUAGGGAAGGGGAAAGUCCAUCUCAGGAUUUGGGCUUUGCGUGUCCUGAAGGGGCUGCAAGUUGCUGGGGACUCCUAAUGUAUUAUUAUUGUAUUUUUACCCUACUUGUGGGGUUUUCUGCCCCUUGGCUCUUCAGAAACAAUACUGGACUCUGCUUAACUUUGCAAAUGUGCUGGCAGCCUUUUUGCUGCACCACUAGUUAACCUUGAGUCAUCCGUGUCACCCACGGGAGAAAUCAUCUUCCUUGCCUAAUUUUAAGGUUUUUAUCGCCAGCAUGGAUGUAGGGCCUUUGUAAAUUUAAGCAGCCUCAGAGUGGGCAUGAUGUUAAUAUCAGUAAUAAAUAAAUACCCCUGCAUUCCAACUGCAGUUGGCACGAAAGCCACAAUUAAAUGCCCCAGGUCCCCGCUGGGCAGAGGGUGCUUGUCCCUGCUGGCCCCGAUCCGUGUGCGCUGUGCAGAUCCUGGUCCAGAAGGGCCAGAGGUUCCCCAGAAGAGCCUCUGACAGUGCCGGGCUCUUCCUCUGGGCAAGGCCGGGCUCCUGCGGGUCUUUACUGGCGAGCAACGGAGCCGUUUUCCUCCAGGGAAGGCUGCUGCGAUGGAGCCUCGCGGCGCGCCUCUCGCGCUUACUCCGUUCCCUUUGCAACCAGAGCGCAGAUGGGAAGCUCCUCGGGGCAGAGCCCGCGCUUGGCGGGGGGGGGGGUGUCCGAGCCCGCGACGACUGCCGCCCGAAGGCCACGCGGGUGGCUUCCCCUCGGAAGUUGGGGGGUGGCCCUCGGGGGCCGCCUGGCCCGCCCGCCCGCCCGUGCGCUCCUGCUGGGCUGCUCCGUGCCAAGCCGUCAGCUGAUGGGCCGCAUCACCCCGUAGUGGCGCAGGCAGCCGCGGGCCGGCCGGGCGGCGGGGCGGGCGGGCGCGGGGCCAGGCGAGGCGCGGGGGCCGCGGGGGCGGCGGGCGGGGCGCGCGCGGGCCGGGGCGGCCGGGGGCGGCGGCGGGGCGCGGGGGCCGCGGCAAAUAGUCCUUUGUUUACAUGGGCCGGCGGCUGGCGGAGGCGGCGCCGGCGGGGAGGGAGCGCUGCGCUCGCACCAGCUGUUUCCCGCCUUGAGGAGACGCGCACAGAGGAGCCGGAGCCGCACGGAGGAGCGAGCGAGCGAGCGAGCCGAGGAGGAGCAGCAGCGGCGCCGCCGGGCGGGGACGGACACGCACACGCCGCCAACGCCGCCGCCGCGCCCCACGCGCGCCCCCGCAGCCCCCGCGCCGCCUGCCCGGCCCCGAUCCCCGCGGGCGCCGCUCCCUCCCUCCCUCCGCCUCCCGCGCGCCCCGGCCGGGCAUGGAGUACUUCAUGGUGCCCGCGCCGAAGGUGCCGUCGCUGCAGCACUUCAGGAAAUCCGAGAAGGAGGUGAUCGGCGGGCUGUGCAGGUGGGUGCGCGCCCCACCGAGCCCGGGAAACGGGCAGCCGCGCAGGGCCGGGCCGGGCCGGGGGAGAGAGCGGCACCGAGCGACGGGCCGGCCGAGCGGGGGCCUCCGCUGCCCGGGACCCCCGUGCGCUCCGGGCCGGGGCUGCGCGGGGAGGGCGGCGGGGUCUCCCUCGGGACGCGCCCGGUCGCCCCCGGAGCGGCGGGAGGGCCGCUGGCGGGAGCACGUGGGUCUGUUUGCAGGCAGAGCGGGCGCCCCGGCCAUGCUGCCGCCGCCGACCUGCUGCGCCCGCUGCGCCUGCCCGGCUGCGCGCCCGGCCCGAGCCCCGGCGAGGAGCGCGGCGGCGGCGAGGGGCUGCCGGGCCGGGCGGGCGGGCGGGCGCGGCGAGGGCGAAGGCGUGCAGCUGGGCGGGCGGGCGAGGGAGGGAGGAGGGCGCAAGGCAGCCAUGCCGCCGCCGCCGCCGCGGCUCCCUCGCCUUCCCCUCGGCGCGCCGCCUCCCAGGCGCCCCGCGGCCGGCCUCCCCCUGGGGCGGGGGCUUUCGGGGCUGGGCGGCCGCCCCCUCGGGGCUCCCCGGGGCGCUGGUGCCGCCGCCCGGCCGCGUGGGGACUCCGGCGGCGGCGGCCGGGCCUAGCCUGGCGGUGACUGUGCAGCCUCCGAAGGGGCGGGCCUUUCCGCCGCGGGCUGCCGGGACAUGUAGUGCUGCGCUCGGCCGGGCCACGCCGCCGCCGCCGCCGCUCCGCACAAAGGCGCCCGGGCGCUCCGGGCCAGCCGCGCACGUGGCUGGGGCUGCGGAGGCCGCGCGGGGAAGGCCUGGCCUGCUGCUUUGCAGGGCCGGCGCGCUCCUCGCCCGGCGGGCCGCCUUUGUGCCCGGGGCAGCGGGGAGGGAAGGGAGCCGAGCAGCGGCCGCAGCCAGACAAAGGGAGCCCGGGACCCUUCGCCGCGCUCUUGCCGCUCUGCUCCCGGGCGCCCUGGGACGGGAGGGCGGCGGCGGGGACGCGGGACCCCCUGCCUGCGGAGGAGGGGGCUGCUCAGUGGGGCAGCUCGGCUGAGCUCCUGCGGCCAGAGCGCGGGGCAGGGCGGGCUGGUGGGGCAGAGGGUCCAGCGCUGCUGCGGGGGGGUGAUUCCGCUCCAAAUUUUGGCCCUGGCCGCUGCCCGUCUGGCCGGCCCCCCAGACUCUUUUCCCGCCACAUACACCUGGCUUACCUGCCCCCCCCCCCGCCUUUUAUGCAUUGGCAAACGGUGGCUUUCAGGUGCCAGCUGGAGCCCAGGGACCGCGGGAUUUGAACCCAUCACAAAUGGUGGUGGUGGGAUUCCUCUGCGCGUCCAGGUGGCCUCCCGCGACCCCUCCCUCUUGCUCCCAGGUAGCGGCCAGUUGCACAUUGCUCCUCUGGGUUCUCUUAGCGCCAGCAGAGAGCAUUUCUGCCUGGUCCAAGAUCUCAGUCCGGAGACAGAGGAGAGUUUUUCUAAAGAGUUGGAGCAGGUCUAAAAGACCAGCGCCUUGCAGCAUGGACUGAAGUCAAACAGAUGUUGAGGCUCUUGGCCCUGUGCUGGGAACCUGCUUGACCAAAGGCCCCUUGAAGGUUGGCUCCUUAAAUUGAUAUCUGCAGUCUACACACAAUGCACAAAGAAAGGAAUAAAGCAAUUGUGUAAAAAGCACCCCCAGUUUGUCUCUAGCCUAUCUCUCCUGCCAAACCUGGAGCUCACCCCCCACCCCCGCCUGGUGAGGGUCUUGUGCUGGGAGACAGUCCUGCAGCUGUGAGUUGACUUUGUAUUGAAUAGUUGGGCAUAUUAAAAAACUUUUCUGUCUUAACUCUUUGGUAUGCCCCAAAGUGAUUUUUUGUUUAUUUAAAAAAGUCAUUGCUGCAUAUUAGUUGGCCUGAGGCCCAGCACAUCCCUGGAUCAGCUCUCCAUUCAGGGGGGAUAAUGUAUCGCUUGUUGGCUGCAGCCAGACAGGUCGCAUCCUUUUCCUCCUCCCAGCUCCCUGCGGGUCCCUCUAGGCAAUGGUUCUGAGGCUUUGGGGCAGCUUGUGCCAUUCAGGUUGGAGUUAGCCUGCCAGCCUGAGCCCUCUAAGGCGUGAACCUGCCUGGGACCGGAUGGGUCCCCAUCUCUCCAUGGGAGCACUCGAGUUCCCAGGCUGCAGGGAUCUGCUUUAGAGGCCAACACGGUGUUAACGUUUCAUUUAAAGGCAUUAAAAGAAAACGAGCCCCUGCUCAUUCCUCAGGACAGGACCCAACCGGGCAUUUCAGUCAAAUUGUGUGUGAUUUGGGCAGGCAGGCAGGCAGGCGGGAUCUCACUCUGUGCCAAAUCAGACCCUUUGUCCUCUUUGCAAUGGUGUGUCCUGACUUCCCCCAUCCCUGGCUGUUGGCUGUGCUGACCAGAGCGGGCAGGAGCUUUAGCCCAAGACCCUCUGGGCAGCCACGGCAUCCCCCAGCCCUGGGGCCCGCUGGCGGGCAGCCGUUCUCCAGGGGUGCAGGGCCACAGAGGGACUGAGCCUCCCUUAAAGCUGCUCGUCUCCCCCGCAGCCUGGCCAACAUCCCGCUGACCCCAGAGACGCAAAGGGACCAGGAGCGGCGGAUACGCAGGGAGAUCGCCAACAGCAAUGAGCGGCGCCGCAUGCAAAGCAUCAACGCAGGGUUCCAGUCGCUGAAGACCCUCAUCCCACACACGGAUGGGGAGAAGCUCAGCAAGGUAAGGGUCAGGCGCACAAAGCCCUUUCCUCACCGGGGCUGCCUGCUAGUCCUUUCUGGAGACUUCUGUGCUGUACCACGUAUGACACCCCCCCCCAAAAAAAAAUAUUGCUGGUGAUUGUGGCAGCGGACAGGGGUUGGGAUGGGGAGCAGCUGGGCUUGGCAUUUUCUGUGUCCCAGAUGCAAGGAGCUUGGCUGGAGGCUCCUGUCUCCUAGGAUUCCACUUGAGUUUAACCUUAGUACUAAGUCUAGCUGCUGCGCGAUAAGAGGAGAGGUCCUCUUAGGGAGCAGGAUUUGGUUAGAAACUGGAAACAGAGAGGAGGAAUCAAUGGGCAGUUCUCCCAGUGGAGAGAGGUAGAAAGUGGAGUCCCCCAAGGAUAGGUAUGGGGGCUUUUUAAUUUGUUCAUAAACAAUCUUGUGCUCAAUGUGAGCACUGAGGUGGCCAAGUCUGCCAAUGGCACUAAAUUGUUGAGGGUGGUUGAACCAGGAAGAGAAGAGCUUUGAAAGGAGCGAAUGAAUGGUAAAAUCACAAAUGCAGUUCAGUGUACAAUGGACACUUGGGUUGCGAACGCGAUCCGUGUGGGAUGCACAUUUGCAACUCGCAGCAUUUGCAACCCACGUCUGUGCACGUGCGGCUUGCGAUUUGGCGCUUAUGCGCAAAGCGCAAUUUAGCACUUCUGCGCAUGCGUGACCACCGAAACCUGGAAGUAACCCGUUUCAGUACUUCCAGGUUUCGGCGGUCCGCAACCUGAAAAAACGCAACCUGAAGCGGCUGUAACCCAAGGUAUGACUGUAUAAACAAAGGUAAAGUGAUGCAUGUUUGGGCAAAAAAUAAUCUUAAUUUCACAUAGAUGCUCCUGGGGUCUGAACUGAUGGUUGUGGCAGCUGGCUCAAAGAUGAUGUUGACCCAGUGAUCUGCAGCUGUAAAAAGGCAAAUUCCAUGCUAGGGAUCUUUAGGAAAGGAAUAGAAAACAACACUGCCACUACCAUAAGGCCAUCGUUCAAAUGAUGCGGCUGCAUUUGGAAUACUGUGUACAGUGCAGGCCAGCUCUCCUCAAAAGGGGUAUUGUAGAGUUCAAAACAGGGCCGCCAAUAUCUCAAGGGGAGGGCAAGAGUCCCCUAUGCGGAAAGGUCCAAACACUGUCUUUUUUAAAGCCCACCUCCAGGUUGGCCAGUCACCAGCUCUCAGCCUGAGAUUCCUCACGGAGCUCUUAUGAGGAUAAAAUUGGGGUGGAGGGAGAAGAGACCCUCUGGGCUGCCUUUUCUGCUCCUUGGAGCAAAGGCAGGAGGAGAACCAACACCCCCAUAUAGAGGCACUCAGGAGUCAUCCCAGGAAGCCCAAGGCUGGGAGGCUCAGGACGGGCAAAAGGAAGGAGGAAUUUUUCACGCAGCGCAGUGAAACCGUGGAACUCGCUGUACCGCUUAAUAUAUUAAAAUCAUAUCUAAGCAGCGUAUCAAUAACUGAAGCAGCAGCAGACAACUUAAAAUAUUACAAAAAGCAUACAGCUAUAUAUAGAAAUAGGGGACGCGGGUGGCGCUGUGGGUUAAACCACAGAGCCUAGGACUUGCCAAUCAGAAGGUCGGCGGUUCGAAUCCCUGCGACGGGGUGAGCUCCCAUUGCUCGGUCCCAGCUCCUGCCAACCUAGCAGUUCGAAAGCACGUCAAAGUGCAAGUAGAUAAAUAGGCACCGCUCCGGCGGGAAGGUAAACAGAGUUUCCGUGUGCUGCUCUGGUUCGCCAGAAGCGGCUUAGUCAUGCUGGCCACAUGACCCGGAAGCUGUCUGCGGACAAACGCCGGCUCCCUCAGCCUAUAGAGCAAGAUGGGCCAGGUUGCUCACUGGAGCACGGCGGUUUGAGCAUCUUACACCAAUCCUGGCCCAACUGCACUGACUGCCAAUUAAUUUCGGGGCCCAAUUCCAAGUGCUGGUUUUGACCUAGAAAUCUUUCAACGGAUCAGGACUGCAAUACCUCAAGAAAUGCCUCUUUCCAUGUGAACCUACCUAGACCUUCUUGGCGUGUCUCCUCCACAGGAGGUCCGUAGGGUGGCAACAUGAGAAGAGGGCCUUUUCUGUGGUGGCUCCACAUUUGUGGAAUGCUUUCCUCAGAGAGGUUUGCCUGGCGCCUUCAUCCUACGCCUUCAGGUGCCAGACAAACGUGUUUGUGGGAGGAGGAUAUAAAUGUUUUAACUAUUUAUUUUGCACAUCUAUUUUGCAUUUUGAUGAUGAUGAUAAUACAUGCUGGAUGUUCUGUUUGACUCUGCACCCCCUCACCUUCCAAUUGCCCCUCCCCAGGCAGCGAUUCUCCAGCAGACAGCAGAGUACAUCUUCUCUUUGGAACAGGAGAAGACACGUUUGCUGCAGCAGAACGCCCAGCUCAAGAGGUUCAUCCAGGUAUCUGCUGAGGCUGCUCCCUCGUGUGUGUGUGUGUCUGUGUGUGUGAGAGAGAGAGAGAGCGAGAGAGAGAGCGCUUAUAACAUUCCAGACUGGGGUGGGGGGUUGCUCCUCUAUGCAUAGAGGGUGGGGGGCCUCUGCAUGUGCUCCUUUUCUCCUUGGAGCUGCCACAAGCCUUUGGCUUGCUUUGCGUGGCUGAGCCUCUUGGUCGCCGCUUGGCUGCAUUAGAGAGGAAGUGGAGGGCAGGCCGUCUCUCUCUCCCCGGGCUUCCCAUCCCUGAUGCUCACGCUGCGUCUGCUUGGCCAGGAGUUCAGCGGCUCCUCCCCGAAGCGGCGGAGGGCGGAGGACAAAGACGAGGGCAUCGGGUCCCCAGACAUCUGGGAGGACGAGAAGGCUGAGGACCUCCGCCGGGAGAUGAUUGAGCUGCGCCAACAGCUGGACAAGGAGCGCUCCGUCCGCCUGAUGCUGGAGGAGCAGGUGAGAGGAUGGGGGCAUCGCCUGUGCCGUGGGGUCUCCGUGGGCUUGGCUGGGAGGGGAGAUUGCUUGGACCGCUUCCCUGGCCCCACAGUCAGGAGGAGCAACCUCCCGGGGCCGCAUCCUUCAGGGUGUUGUCAAACCAGUGAAGGCCCCAGAAUGUUUCUGGAGGAACAGAGAGAAAAGAGUAGCAGGUUUGGCCAAGGAAUUUGGUUUCCCUUGCGAAUGGGGUUCAGAACAGGAUGUGCCCAUUGUGCACCCGACUGGCACACUGAGUGCCUGGCCCUCUCUGCGGCCUUUGUGGGGUGUUGCCGUGCCCUCCCAGCCCAUGACAGGGCCUUCUUCUCCUGCUCCCCCGGCAGGUGCGCUCCUUAGAGGCCCACAUGUACCCCGAGAAGCUGAAGGUGAUUGCGCAGCAGGUUCAGCUCCAGCAGCAGCAGCAGGAACAGGUGAGGCUCCUGCGCCAGGAGACACCUGAGCACCAGCAGCAGGGCCGCCCCCAGGUGAGUGCGCGGCUUGCCUCCCACCCAGCCCCCUUGUGAUGCAGCUGGGGGGGCAGCGCUCUUGCCCCAGCCCCCCAGAGCCCCCUGGGAGACUCGCGGGGGCUGAAAUCCAAGGGAGUUGGACGGCGCCUCCUGCAGGAAGGCUCAGCAUUCACCUGGGGGCCUGGGGGGCCUGGCUGCUGCAGCAAUGCUUCCUUCCCCCCGGGGAGGGUCCUUGCACACCUGGGCAGGCAGGAGUCUCGGGGGCUCCAUCCCCGGCAAGCCGCUGCCACUCGGCCAGGUUCCACGCAUCCGUAGCUGCCGAGCGUUUGGCAAGAGGCUUUCCCUUGCAGCUCCGGCUGGAAUUGGGGGGCAGGGGUCUUGCGGGAACUGCCCUCCCCUCCGUGGCAUAGCCCCUGCAGGCCUGGCUGCCGCUUCUGCAGUGCUUCUGUGGUGCUGGGAAAUCUCGGCUGCCUUUUGCAGCUCUUGACGGUGGGGCGAAACCACAGGGCGGGAGAAGGGUCUGGUGCUCAUAUUCUGCUCAUGAGCUUCCCCAAGUGGGCGCCUGCUGUCAAAACAGAAUGAUGGACUCUAGGUGGGCCAAUGCCCUGAUGCAAUAUGCCCUUCUUACCUGCUUAUGCCUGCCUGCCUGGGUCGCCCGCUUGCCACAUCUUCUUGGAGGUGACGGGGGGCCUUGCUGUCCCCAGGUCCCUCCUGGAGGAUGGUGCACCCUGUACUGUCUCUGGGCUUCCCCUGCAGGGAGAGGCCUGAAGCCAUGUAGUCACUUCCACCCCUGGGGUCUGCCUCUUCCAAGCCCUUGCUCCACGAGUUCAAGCUGCAGGGGGAGCGUUGGGGGGGGGGCACAGCGUAGGCCACCUGCCUGCAACAAAGCCCAGCCCAUGCUGCUGCCUUUGUGCUUGGGGGGGGGGAUGUGGGAGGCCAAGGCUGCAGCCUCCGCUCUCCCCUCCAGACGUGGCCAUGUGGGGCCUGAGUCCCCCUGGACAAAGGGAGACCCGCCCUCCCCGUCAGGAGCCAGGAGUGGCUCGUGGCUGCCUCUCUAGGCCAGAGCCAACUCCCUGCCCCGAGGUCUUAUCUGCUCCAGGCUCAGCCAUUCUGCCUCUGACUGCAGGACCUUCUUAGAGGCAGCCCCUGGUGACACGGCCGGUCUCUUUUUCUCUCCCCCCGCAGCUCUUGUCGGCACACGGCCCCCCAGCCCCAACCCACCACCCGACUGUGAUCGUGCCUGCGCCGCUGCCACCCUCUCACCACGUCACCGUGGUAACCAUGGGCCCGUCCUCCGUGAUCAACACUAUCUCCACAUCCAGGCAGAAUCUGGAUACCAUCGUUCAGGUGAGACAGGGAGACCCGCGUCCGUGGGGGGGGGGGCAGGAGAGCGUUGGAUUUGGACGCAGGAGGUCCCAGGUUCAGAUCCCCAGUGGCAUCCCUAGGGAGGGCAGGGAGAGAUCCCCUGGGCCCGUGGGGAUUGGCCAAUGGCCUAGCUGGGCAUUGGGCUGCAGAAGCUCUGCAUGGCUCGAGUGAGUGAGCCAAGCCAUAUCCUGGAGACAACAGCCAAUCACUCCAGGUACUGAGGGUUCACUCUGACUUUGAGGUGUCCUGCACCUGCCCUGGAAGACAGAAGCCCCCACAAAUGCACCAAAUUUUGCACCUCUGUGUCCUGUUUCCCUGGACGAGUGUUGCUAGUCGCUGUGUGACAAGCCCCCAUAAUAUGAUAAUAAUUCAUUAUUUCUACCCCGCCCAGCCGCCUUUUCCUCAGGGCCAGGCGAGUAAAGAGAUGUUGGAUCCUUCUAGAGCAGUUGGGGGGGGGGGCUCAGGGGGGCAGCCCUCUAUAGAGAACCUCUAAGCCUGGCGGGAGAUGGAGGUGUCUCAUCCGUGUGCAAUUUUGGGUGUGGUUUGCCUGCUAUUUUUGAGACACACUCCUGUUAGAAAAUGCCGCAGGGUCUCGUGGCUCCUUUUUCGUAGCAGAAAGCUUCUGUGGAAGUGGUCUGAGGUCCUCAAAAUCUUAGACCCUGUGGCGCUUUUGAAGUUUUGCUGCUCAACGGCCUCUCCUGGAGAUCCCUUUGGGGUCAGGGGAAGGGAGAAGAGGGGGGACGCUCCCUUUCCCUGGGGCUGAAUCCCCAGAAACGGAAUCCAGGACCUUCUGCAUGCAAAGCAGGUGCUCUAACCACUGAGCCUUCCUUGGACCUAAUUCUGACCAGUCCCAGGCAGCUCAAAGGCUCUGGGAUACGAAGGGGUUGGGGAAGGUCCCUCUGCAACCCUCCCACCUGCGUCUGAGACCUUGCAGGGCCCCUGAACUGGUUAGACCCUGCAGGACCCUCAGUCUGCCGGUGGACAUAGCCAAGGACUUUUCCUAGAAUCAUAGAGUUGGAAGAGACCACAAGGGCCAUCGAGUCCAACCCCCUGCCAAGCAGGAAACACCAUCAGAGCACUUCUGACAUAUGGUUGUCAAGCCUCUGCUUAAAGACCUCCAAAGAAGGAGACUCCACCACACUCCUUGGCAGCAAAUUCCACUGUCAAACAGCUCUUACUGUCAGGAAGUUCUUCCUAAUGUUUAGGUGGAAUCUUCUUUCUUGUAGUUUGGAUCCAUUGCUCCGUGUCCGCUUCUCUGGAGCAGCAGAAAACAACCUUUCUCCCUCCUCUAUGUGACAUCCUUUUAUAUAUUGGAACAUGGCUAUCAUAUCACCCCUUAACCUCCUCUUCUCCAGGCUGAACAUGCCCAGCUCCCUUAGCCGUUCCUCAUAAGGCAUCGUUUCCAGGCCUUUGACCAUUUUGGUUGCCCUCCUCUGGACACGUUCCAGUUUGUCAGUGUCCUUCUUGAACUGUAGUGCCCAGAACUGGACACAGUACUCCAGGUGAGGUCUGACCAGAGCAGAAUACAGUGGCACUAUUACUUCCCUUCAUCUAGAUGCUAUACUCCUAUUGAUGCAGCCCAGAAUUGCAUUGGCUUUUUUAGCUGCCGCGUCACACUGUUGGCUCAUGUCAAGUUUGUGGUCAACCAAGACUCCUAGAUCCUUUUCACAUGUACUGCUCUCAAGCCAGGUGUCACCCAUCUUGUAUUUGUGACUCUCAUUUUUUUUUGCCCAAGUGCUCUCUGAUCUUAGGCAGCUCCUGGGAGCUUCUUUUCCGCAGACAGAGUCUUGGGUGUGUGUUGGGGGGCUUCAGGGGGGCCAGCUUGCUGUCUCACACUGGUGUCUCCCCCCCCAAAAAAUCAGGCAAUCCAGCACAUCGAGGGGACACAGGAGAAGCGGCUGCUGGAGGAGGAGGAGGAGGAGGAGCGCCGUCGUGCCGUCAUCGUGACCCCUGCGCGGACCGGCCUGGAGCCCUCCAACUCGGACACGGCCUCCGACUCCGAGGCGGACGACAGCGACUCCAUGGAGCACAGCAAGGCUGAGAUGCCCUGACCCCCACCUGGCCGCGGGGGGCGGGCAGGCGGGCAGGGUGUGGGUGAGGGGACUAUGGAGAAACUUGCGCUGAAUUUUUUUACAAAAUACCAUGGAAUUCGGGUCUCUUUUAUGACCUUUCGAUACUGUAAACGGGAGCGUUAGAACCUGCAGGGGCCAAAUCCUUGCCCUCUUCAAAGCCAACGGGAAGGGGGGCGGAGGGGAGAGGGCAGCAGCGCAGGGGUUUUCAGAGUGCCUGGCCUGCGUGCGACCGUGUGGGGGCAGAUCGGAGCCCCAAAUACUCAGGGGGGAACGUUCAUAUAAAUUGCCUGCGGCCACGCAGAGUGGCGGGUGCCCCCCAUCUCCCGGCGCCCUCCUAGGCCCUGCUGGGUUGCCUUGCCUCCCCAGUCAUCCCCCCUCCCAAAUCUCUGCGACAGACUUCUCUGGGCCUCCUGUUUCCUCCCUGCUAGUUGGCCUUGCAAGGGCCCCUCAAGGUCUGUCCUGCCGGGGGCUUGGUUCCUUGGCAUCACCCCCAGGGGAGGCAAAAGGACCCAGGGGGCGACGGAAGGUCUGCCCAUAGCAGGGCCGGUGCCCACGCUGCCACCCCGGGGGCCCCUGCCUGCAGUCCCCCCUGCAUCACGGGACGGCAGGCUUCCCUCCGUUCUCAGGGGGCCAGUUCAGGUUUUUGGCCUUAGCGGCAGUCUGGGUGGGGGGUGUCCCUUUUCAAAGAUGGCGCCGUUUCUGGGGUGGGCCUCAGCCUGCCACGUUGGCCACUUUUGGCUCCCCCCCCACCCCCCGUGGCUUCUUUCCUCCUUUUUUUCGAAGCACUUAAUCUGUUCCGUGGGUCCGACUGGGUCAUGAGGGCGUGCGUGUUCUGUGAUCGUUGCUUUUUGUUGCGUCCUUCCCCGUUCCCCCCCACCCAGCUUCCCCCAAUUUGGCUAGAGGCCUAGGCCAGUGUUGUUUAGGGCUGUUGGUAUUUGGUAGGUUCCUCCCCAGCCGCAGCUUUUCCUCAGUUCUUUCAUUUUUUUAUAUGGUUUUUCUGUUUUGUUUUUGUUCUUUUUUUCUCUUUUUUUACAGUUUUCGGGUCUUCGUGUUCAUUGAGAUGCUAUUAUAUUUUGUUAAGAAAGUGGGAAAAAUGAGGCUUGUGCCUUUGUAAAGAAACAAAAUAAAGUUUGUACUUUGUUUUUUA